AUACGACAGCCGACACACCAAUACUGACCCUUAAACAUAUGUCAUGUUACAUUGAUGUUGUUGACCAAGAUGAAAUGGCUUUAAAAGUUGUCACAGAGACAUGCAACGUGGAAGGUUGUAAUAAUAUAAUAAAGACCUUUUUUAAAUCAUACCAUGAAAGGGUGGAGGGGAGAGAUAUAUAUAAAGAAGAAAACUCUGAUUUAUAUUACUUAUUGCAUGCAAAGUGCGAUGAAUGGUUUCUAACUCCAUUCUUUCACUUCACUCAUUCUUUCAAUUAUAAAGACCGACCAGCAAUACUAUUAUUAUGUAAAGGUACUGACGAGAGAGACCCCUUAAGGAAGUUACACCUGCAUAGUAUUCCUAUUCAAGAACCAAGAAAGUUCCGUUCCUUGUUACUUACCAAGAAGAACUUAGCUAAAAAACUUUUUAAUAUACAUCAUCCAGCUUACUUGCACACAACAAACUUGGAUCAUAUUUGAUUUAUGUGAUUAAGUAUUUAAAAAAUUAAUAAACGGCGAAUGAGAGAGAGUCAGGCGCGAUAU
Temnothorax curvispinosus is the source of this 542-nucleotide messenger RNA. RefSeq lists its product as uncharacterized. The record is from RefSeq and is a predicted model, not a curated record. The coding region runs from base 39 to 479 and encodes 146 amino acids. The transcript is spliced from 2 exons. NCBI's taxonomy places the organism in Eukaryota, Metazoa, Arthropoda, Insecta, Hymenoptera, Formicidae.